AUGCUGACCAUGGCCCACAAGACAGGAAGCAACAACGAUUUUACUAACGUAGAACUAGUUUACAAACAAGUUUAUUAUGGCCAUCCCGACAUAAAUAAUAACUAUAAUAAUGCCACCAAUGGGGACGCGAACGGUGGUUUGCAUGAUGAUGACAGUCCGAAUACACAACAACAACAUCAAGAACAGCAGAGGCAUGGUAACGAACCGAUCCAAAUAUCGUUCCCCACUACAGAGGUUAUAGGGCACGGCUCCUUCGGCGUGGUGUUCACGACAACGAUACAGGAAACGCAGGAGUUGGUAGCGAUCAAAAAAGUUUUGCAGGACAAAAGAUUCAAAAACAGAGAGUUGGAGAUCAUGAAACUGUUACAACACCCAAAUAUCAUCGACUUGAAGUACUUUUUCUACGAAAAGGACGACCAAGACGAAGUGUACUUGAACCUGAUCCUAGACUACGUGCCACAAUCCCUGUACCAGCGGCUGAGACACUUCGUGCACCAGAGGACUUCGAUGCCCCGUCUGGAGAUCAAGUUCUACAUGUACCAACUAUUCAAAGCACUAAACUACCUGCAUAACAGUGCCAACGUGUGUCACAGAGACAUAAAACCACAAAACUUGCUCGUAGAUCCAGAUACCUGGUGUCUCAAACUGUGCGAUUUCGGCAGUGCAAAACAACUGAAACCAACAGAACCAAACGUCUCCUAUAUCUGUUCUAGGUACUACAGGGCUCCAGAACUCAUAUUUGGGGCCACAAAUUAUACCAACCAGAUAGAUAUAUGGUCGUCAGGAUGUGUGAUGGCAGAAUUGCUCUUGGGGCAACCCAUGUUCCCGGGGGAGAGUGGGAUCGACCAACUGGUGGAGAUCAUAAAAAUCCUGGGGACUCCCUCGAAACCAGAGAUUUGUGCUAUGAACCCAAACUAUAUGGAACACAAGUUCCCGCAGAUUAAACCCAUCCCGCUGACGAAAGUCUUCAAGAAGGAGGAUGAGCUGACGGUGGACCUGCUAACUAACGUGCUGCAGUACAACCCAGUGGACAGACUCACCCCACUACAAACGCUCUGCGCACCGUACUACGAUGAAAUUAGGUUCAGCGAUGGUGGGAAGAUAAAGGAGAUGGUACACGAUCUGAAAUUGCUAGAAUUCAACGACCAUGUGGAACUAGGGUAUUUAAAUCAAGAGGAACUUGCCGCUGUGAAGCAGAGAUUGAACCCAAGAGGCGAAUGA
Molecule: messenger RNA, 1221 nt
Organism: Huiozyma naganishii CBS 8797
Lineage: Eukaryota; Fungi; Ascomycota; Saccharomycetes; Saccharomycetales; Saccharomycetaceae
Gene: MRK1
Product: putative serine/threonine protein kinase MRK1
Exons: 1
Coding region: 1-1221 (406 amino acids)
Biological process (GO): signal transduction; protein phosphorylation
Cellular component (GO): cytoplasm
Molecular function (GO): protein serine/threonine kinase activity; protein serine/threonine/tyrosine kinase activity; ATP binding
Source: RefSeq, a predicted model, not a curated record